Oncorhynchus kisutch (coho salmon) is the source of this 3954-nucleotide messenger RNA. RefSeq names its product dimethylaniline monooxygenase [N-oxide-forming] 5. Gene Ontology annotation, molecular function: flavin adenine dinucleotide binding; N,N-dimethylaniline monooxygenase activity; NADP binding. The record is from RefSeq and is a predicted model, not a curated record. The transcript is spliced from 12 exons. The coding region runs from base 340 to 2025 and encodes 561 amino acids. Lineage: Eukaryota; Metazoa; Chordata; Actinopteri; Salmoniformes; Salmonidae.
CCCAGGGUCGUUACAUUACUCCCUCCUUUCAAAGAGUGCUCCUCGCGCUAGCUUGCGGCUCUACGUCUUACAGGAACGCGCUCACCGGCCAAGCACACGCACUGUCGUGGAUGCAAGGUCCGAUCACUUCUGACACCAAUGUAAUGAAACAGCAGGGAGCAGAUCUCGAACCCUCGACCUUCGAGCCCGAGGUCCGGCGCGCUAUCGACUGUGCGGCAGAAUCGAUUUCCGCGCUUAUAAACCCAGGGUCGUCACACUAUUGACGAUUUGUGUUGCAACAAGCAAGUUUCCUGAACUUCUAUUUGCAGAUUUUUUUCGGGAUAAUACGAGACAGACGGUAUGUCACGGCGCGUGUGUGUGAUUGGAGGGGGAAGUUCAGGUCUGACCAGCAUCAAGAGCUGUCUGGACGAGGGUCUGGAGCCCACCUGCUUCGAGAGCAGUGAUGACAUUGGGGGGCUGUGGAGGUUCAAGGAGAACCCGGAGGCUGACAGGGCCAGUAUCUACCACUCUGUCAUCAUCAACACCUCCAAGGAGAUGAUGUGUUUCUCUGACUUUCCCAUCCCAGCCCACUUCCCCAACUACAUGCACAACUCCCUCAUCAUGGACUACUUCCGCAUGUACGCCGAACACUUCCAACUCACCAAGCACAUACGCUUCCAGAUCAGAGUCCUCCAGGUGAAGCCAAGACCCGACUUCUCUCGUUCGGGCCAGUGGGAUGUGGAGACAGAGAACAAGAAGGGAGAGAAGGAGAAACAUAUCUUUGAUGCUGUGAUGAUCUGCAUAGGACACCACUGUCACCCCAACCUGCCUCUACACGAUUUCCCAGGUAUCGACAAAUUCAAGGGCCAGUACUUCCACAGUCGGGACUAUAAGACGGCAGAAGAGUGGCGGGGGAAGAGGGUGGUGGUGAUCGGCAUCGGCAACUCUGGAGGAGAUAUUGCUGUGGAACUCAGCAGGGUCACCAAACAGGUAUUCCUCAGUACCAGGCGUGGGGCAUGGAUCCUCAACCGUGUGGGUCAACAAGGGGUGCCCAUGGACUUUCAAUUGAACAGAAGGGUGUUAAAGAUGGCCCAGUCUGUACUGCCCUUUGGCCUGGUCUGCAGACUGGGAGAGAACAAAAUCAACCAGAGAUUCAACCACAGCCUCUACUCUCUACAGCCCAAACACAGGCUGUUCAGCCAGCACCCUACAGUGAAUGAUGAGCUGCCCAACCGGAUCCUGUCUGGCACAGUGCAGGUCAAACCCAACAUCCGCAGGCUCCAGGGGUCCAGCAUUGAGUUUGACGAUGGAACCGUGGAGGACAACAUAGACUUGGUGGUGUUUGCCACUGGCUACAACUUCUCCUUCCCCUUCCUACCGUCCAAUAUGCUGCCAGUUUCCGGGAACAAGGCCAAUCUGUAUAAGUACAUGUUCCCUCCGGGGUUAGAGCGUCCCACACUGGUCGUUAUAGGGCUGGUGCAGCCGCUUGGAGCCAUCAUGCCCAUCUCUGAAAUGCAGGCCCGAUGGGCCACCAGGGUCUUCAAAGGGCUGAAUAAGCUUCCCUCAAUGGACUGCAUGUUGAAGGACAUUAAACACAAGGAGGAGACAAUUGCCAAGAGGUAUGUGACCUCCCAGAGACACACCAUCCAGGUGGAUUACAUUGACUACAUGGACCAGAUAGCUUACCAGGUGGGAGCGCGUCCCAGCCUCCUAGGGCUGUUGCUACGAGAUCCUGGUGUGUGGCUGUGUGUGCUGCUGGGGCCAUGCACCCCGUACCAGUACCGUCUGAGAGGGCCGGGACAGUGGGACGGGGCCCGACAGGCCAUCCUGACUACAUGGGAUCGGAUGGCAGGAGCCCUGAAGACCAGGCCCUCGGACAUCCCUGAGCCCAAGCAGAGUUCCUUACCCCUGACCCUAACCGUGGGGGCUGCUGCCCUGGCUCUGGGGUACUACUGGAACAUACACAACCACCCAUCCCUCCUCAUCACCCUGGACCCCACCACCUGGCAGGACAAGAUCAAACCAUACCUGCCAGUGUUGUGGUAACCCACCAGGGAUCAAACCCAGGCUGGGUGGCUAACACAGUCAUGUUAGCCCACUAUGCUAAAGCCUAGCCCUCAGCCAUUCCACCUAUUUAUUCAAUUCCAGUACAAGUACACAACCAGCUGUACUAGUGGUGGUAUAGAACAAAUAUGUUUAAGGACUGAGAGUCCCAGAGUACUAGGUAUUGUAAGACUGGUUUGGUUGACUAAUGCCCAUUAGCCCACUGAGCUAAAGCCAAGGAGGUCACCUCCGUUACACCAGGACAGUGACCUGAAACAAACUCAUAAUCCAGAUGAGCUAUUAACCAGAAAUACAAAAAUGCAAUAGCAGGCAGCAAUCACUAACCUUACUGUCUGUUAAUUCAUCUGCCAGGUCAUCUUUGUGAAAGAUGAGAGCUCUACCAACUAAUCAGGGAUCACCAAUAAUUCACAGAAUGGAUGCACAGAAUUGGAAAUAAUACACUAAUUUUGCACUAUGCAUUAUCCACAGCCUGUUCUCAUAAUUGUUGAGAUUCAAUUUUACUUGAUGCCACAGUGCCUUAGACUGAUCAGAUAUAUUAUAAUGUAAUUUAUUUUGUUCUAUAAUCUUAUUUUCUAAAUAGCAAAAUGAUUUUAGGAGAGUGUAGUGUAAUACAUUUUUGCCUUCAUGUUUGGAUUGGCUUUGAGUGUUACAAGUCUGUAAUUCACUAAUCUAGUCAAAUGUAUGCACACACUAACCUCUACCUUCUCCCUCCUUACGAUGUACUGGUGACCAUGAUAAAUGUCACCACUAAGUGCCUACUCCAGGAACAUCUUUGCUAUAAACCACUAAAGUGUGGCCCAGAGAUGCAUGGUGUCUGGAUGUUUAAAGAGCCACUGAACACGCCGAUUGGCACGUGUUCUUCUGAUGCUCAUUAUAAAAUGUUGAUUUCUGGAUCGAUUGGGUGUUUGGUUAAUUAUGUUUGUCCCCCAUGAGACACUGUAGAUGCGGAAGCCUGUUUCACUUCCUCAAAAUCCCCAGAAUAAAUAACGAAAGAAAUCUGUAAUUCAUUUUGACAUUUUUGAUGAGGAUGUUGCACAAUUUUACAUCUAAUUAAAGGUGUUUGGUGCAGUAAUUCUCAAGUAAAAAAAAAUUGCAAUGUGUUGUCUUAUGUAAGCAAAGUUAGAGCUGCUGGGCAGGUCUGUCUCACUGUCAAUGCUAUUGGAGAGUGAGCAAUCCACACAGCUGUUCACCCCAUGUUAGUUGGCAAAUGGACAUCAAAUCAAAACCCAAACUUUAUUUACCCGUUGUGAAGCACAGAUGGUCCAAACUCUGUUUUAGAUGAGAUGACUUUAUGACAAAUUAUUUUACACUAUAUAGUCAAUUUUGACACUAGAUUAACUGUAUCUUGCUAAUUUGUUGUCACAUAGGCUGUUUUCAAAGGGUUUUGUUGCUUUUUAAAGGCAGUCACACUUUAAAGCUAGAAUCCUUAGUUGCUACAUCCUAUUUUUGACUAAUUAAAUGUACCCAUUAUAUUCAAGAAUAAAUUUAGAAAUGCCUCGCGCUUACUUCAAAUGUCGUACCCAAUCCAAACCCAAAAUACAAGCAAAUUUUACUCAUUUUGUAAACAAUGCAUAUUUAAACAAACACUGUGUAGCCUCAACAUUUUUAAAACGUUCAUUUUGAUUUCAUGGAUGUUCAGUCUAUGCAUCCUCGGUCUAUGAUUUGAGAGCGGUUACAUUUCUCUGGGCCCAUCCCUCAGGUUUUUUCCAAAACUGAAGCAGGGUGCUGACUUUGCUAUUGUUUCAUUUAAGGAUUCUAGGUUUAAUAUCUUUGUAAUGUAUGUUUUUUAGCCCAGCAACAUUUACUUUGUUGGGCUUAAUAACAUUUUAAUGUAAUACUAUGGGAUGAAAACAAGUUAUGAAUUUGAAACAUUGUAGAAUAGAUUCAAAAAUAAAAAAUGAAUGACAUUUG